This is a messenger RNA of Bipolaris oryzae ATCC 44560, 477 nucleotides long. RefSeq lists its product as uncharacterized. The transcript has a single exon. The record is from RefSeq and is a predicted model, not a curated record. The coding region runs from base 1 to 477 and encodes 158 amino acids. NCBI's taxonomy places the organism in Eukaryota, Fungi, Ascomycota, Dothideomycetes, Pleosporales, Pleosporaceae.
AUGUUUUGUUUCUCCGAGUGGAGGCUAGAGUUACGUCUAUGUCCUGCCACGACAUUAAUGCAUUCAGCAGUCGAAAAAGCUCGAUUCGGAUCUUCUUUGGCGAACGGUCACGGCGAUUACCAUUCGGUUCGGUCUUCUCGCCUUGUUUCGGUCGAUCGGUCGACAUCGAUGCGGUUCGAGUUCCUUGCCUCGUGUACACUAUUCGGUCGGUCCGUAGCACCUCGAAGUCUUCCAACCUCACUUUCCCUCUUCGAUUCCCCCCACGUUCGAUUUCAGCUUCCCGCUAUUUCCCGACGCCCUUCCCAAACCCGAUGCGAAACACUCGAUAUUCAAGGUUUGUAUACUUUGCGCCUGCUACUAGAUAGCCCCAUGUUGUUUUGUGACUGUGACUUGUAUUGUCUAUGUAUUGAGCGGCUUGUAAGCUUAGUUUUCGUUCAAUGUACGCCCGGACUGUUGAGAUUUGCCGCGUUCUCGUGA